AUGAAUACGCCAUCACUAAUGGGCUAUCCAGGCCUGCUGUCACAACAGCAACAGCAACAUAGUCAAAACCAACAGCAGCAACAGCAGCAACAUAGCCAAACUCAACAACAACAACAACAGCAACAACAACAACAGCAACAGCAACAGCAACAGCAACAGCAACAGCAACAGCAACAGCAACAGCAACAGCAACAGCAACAGCAACAGCAACAGCAACAGCAACAACAACAGCAACAGCAACAGCAACAAAACCUACUUAGGACACAAACCCCAGCUAAUAUGAACCAACAAUUACAAAUUAAUCCAGCAAUGAGUGGUAUUCCACCACCUGGUAUGAAUUUUAAUGAUAGUGGAGGACAAUUUAUGAAUCAUGUAGGGAAUAAUGGGAAUAAUAUCCCACCUGCAGCGUUGGCGGCGGCGGCGGCAGCAGCAGCAGCAGCUACCGCAACAAUGAAUAACUCAGGAUCAACUCCUGUUCCAAUUAAGACAGAAACCCAGCCAGGCCUUUUGAAUGGUUCAACAGCUGCAUCGAUUAGUCAAAAUGCUAAUAAUCCACUUUUCCAUCCUCAUUUGGAAGAUCCUCAAUUAUUAAACAAUCCCAUCUGGAAACUUCAAUUACAGCUACAUUCCAUUUCAAUGCAAUCUGUUGGUCAACCAAAUGUAUAUGCUAGACAAAAUGCUAUGAAAAAAUAUAUAGUUAAUCAACAUCAACGACAGAUUAAACUACAACAGCAACAACAACAACAACAGCAACAAUCACAAUCACAACAACCUUUACAACCCCAACAAUCAAUGGGCCAAGCACCACAACCUACUACUCAAAUGAAUGAUGCGGCUCAAUUACAUCAAACUUUAGCAAAUUCUCAACCACAGAUCUCAGAGGCCUCUCUAUCCUUAGUUGACCGUACUAAAAAGCUUUUAAUGGAAAUGGCAGCUGACACUUCCAAGGAUACUUCCAAUGGUAAACCAAACACUAAUGGUGCUGCAACUUCUACCACAAAUAGCAACAUAUCCACUCCUUCCACUCCAAAAUUGGAAUUGACUAAAUUAAGAGAUAAUGCACCUGGUACUCCGUCUGUUCUUUUACAACACAAAAAAUUAUCUCAAUACAAUAUCGACACUGAUGAUGAAGAUGAAACUAAAAUGGUCGAUAAUUCGAAUUCCAAACCUGAUGCUCAAUUGUGGCAUGCGAUUGAUUUUUCCAAUUUACAAAUAUUUAAUAUCAAUAAAAAUUUAUUUGAUUAUAAAUUUCUAACAAGAUUAUAUUUAAAUGGUAACAACUUAACUGUAUUGCCCAAAGAAAUUAAAAGUUUGAGUAACUUAAGGGUUUUGGAUUUGUCAUAUAAUAGAUUAACAGCUUUACCUGAUGAAUUAGGGUUUUGUUAUCAAUUGAAAUACUUAUACUUCUUUGAUAAUAUGGUUUCAACAUUACCGUGGCAAUUUGGUAAUUUAAGUAGCUUACAAUUCUUAGGUUGCGAAGGCAAUCCUUUGGAUAGACAAUUAUUGAAAAUCUUAACCGAAAAAUCAGUUACCGGACUAAUCUUUUAUUUAAGAGAUAAUAGACCAGAUAUUCCGUUAAUGAAAGAUCGAAAAUUUAUUGAAAUUAAUACUGAUGGUGAACCUCAAACUGAAUAUGAUUCCAUUGAAGACGCAACUUCUCAUCUAUCUCGCGAUUUAGAAAAAAGAAGUUUCACAGUUUUAUCUUAUAAUACCCUAUGUCAACAUUAUGCAACACCAAAAAUGUAUCGUUAUACGCCUUCUUGGGCAUUGAGUUGGGAAUAUAGACGCGAUAAAUUAAAGGAUCAAAUAUUAUCAUUCAAAAGUGACAUAUUAUGUUUACAAGAAGUAGAAUCAAGAACUUAUGAUGAUUUCUGGGAACCACUUUUACAAAAACAUGGCUAUAAAGGUAUAUUCCAUGCCAAAACUAGAGCAAAAACUAUGCAAACCAAAGAUUCUAAGAAAGUUGAUGGGUGCUGCAUAUUCUAUAAAGAAUCGGAAUUCAAAGUUUUAUUUAAAGAAGCUGUUGAUUUCAGUGGUAUUUGGAUGAAACAUAAAAAUUUCCAACGUACUGAAGAUUAUUUAAAUCGUGCUAUGAACAAAGAUAAUGUCGCUAUAUACAUGAAAUUACAACAUAUAAAGAGUGGAGAAGUUACCUGGAUCGUUACUACUCAUCUUCAUUGGGAUCCUCAAUUCAACGAUGUUAAAACUUUCCAAGUGGGUGUAUUAUUAGACCAUUUAGAAUCUCUUUUAAAAGAGCAUUCUAAUAUUCAUUCUAAACAAGAUGUUAAGAAAUGUCCCAUCAUAAUAUGUGGGGAUUUGAAUUCUUACCUAGAUUCAGCCGUAUAUGAACUUUUGAGUACAGGCCAUGUAGAAGCUCAUGAAGAUGUUGAAGGUAGAGAUUAUGGUUUCAUUUCCCAAAAACAUUAUGCACAUAAUCUCUCGUUAAGAUCAAGUUAUGGAUAUAUUGGUGAAUUACCAUUUACCAACUUCACACCAUCUUUUACAGAUGUAAUUGAUUAUAUAUGGUACUCUACACAAGCAUUACGUGUCCGAGGCUUAUUAGGGAAAAUCGAUCCAGAGUAUGUCUCACAGUUUAUAGGUUUCCCUAAUGAUAAAUUCCCAAGUGACCAUAUACCAUUAUUAGCGAGAUAUGAAUUUAUGAAAGGAAGUGGCGGUAGUAGAAAAUUAUAG
Molecule: messenger RNA, 2691 nt
Organism: Henningerozyma blattae CBS 6284
Lineage: Eukaryota; Fungi; Ascomycota; Saccharomycetes; Saccharomycetales; Saccharomycetaceae
Gene: CCR4
Product: CCR4-NOT core exoribonuclease subunit CCR4
Exons: 1
Coding region: 1-2691 (896 amino acids)
Biological process (GO): nuclear-transcribed mRNA poly(A) tail shortening
Cellular component (GO): nucleus; CCR4-NOT complex; cytoplasm
Molecular function (GO): protein binding; poly(A)-specific ribonuclease activity
Source: RefSeq, a predicted model, not a curated record